AUGGACUAUCUACAUUCUCUGAUUAACGAGGGCGAGCAAAAAUCACAUUUCACGGACUGUGGAUCUCUACGAAGCUCGACAUCAAGAACCAGUAGUUCAAUAGCCCGGAAGCAGGCCAAAGCUGAGGCUGCUAAAGCAAAAGCUCUGUAUGCACAACGUGAGGCGGCCCUCAGGAAGCAAAGGUCACAAUUCGAAGAAGAGCAAUCGAUCGCCCAAGCGUCAAUGGAAAGGCGCAAAGCAGACUUAGAAGCAGAUCUACAACUGUUGUCCGAAGAGAAAGAAGCAGCAGCUGCAGUGGCAGAAGCAGAUUCUUUUGAGGACAUAAUCAAUUCUGAUUCUCCGACCUCGCCCACUAUACGACAACUGCCAUUACCAACUAUAUGCAGGAAUUCCAAGCAGAGACGUUGUCUGCUACCUCAAUUUGUGCCGCCGUCUAUGUACCCGCAUGUGCCGCACCCUAUGCAGGGAUCUCGAUUUGAGCCUGCAACAGUGUUCUCACCCGCACAACAACCUGCGAUGCCAUCAAUGUUUGACUCGCCAUCUUUUCCUCCACCAAGCAAAAAUACUGUGAUUGACUUUACUCAAUUCCUGUUGAAGAAAGAUUUAUUGUUGUCACGGUUAUAUAAAUAUGAUGAUCUUCCUGAAAACUACCUCAUGUGGAGUUCUAGCUUUCGAAAUAUAGCUUUGGAAUUAAAUGUUAAACCCGCAGAAGAGCUGGAUUUACUUGUCAAAUGGUCAAGUCGUGACGUCAGGUAG
Gigantopelta aegis is the source of this 756-nucleotide messenger RNA. RefSeq lists its product as uncharacterized. Bases 1 to 756 code for a protein of 251 amino acids. The transcript is spliced from 3 exons. The record is from RefSeq and is a predicted model, not a curated record. Lineage: Eukaryota; Metazoa; Mollusca; Gastropoda; Neomphalida; Peltospiridae.